ACACACACACACACACACACGCACACUUGUAUUUUGUGCUGUCGUAAAACCCACGUGUCCAGCCGGGAGGCUGCCAGAGCGUGGAGCCAGGGAGCUAGGACGCGGCAGCGGCCAAGCGCAGCAGCCCCCGGCGGCUCAGUCCCGCGCUCAGGUCCGCCUGCACUCUCGCGCCCUCCGCGGGCUUCCAGUUCCCUCGCUCGCAGGUCGGGCGCGUUCCGGGCGGCACGAUCUCUAGGACUCGCCUCCUGCGUUGCCCAGGGGCAUGUAGUGCACACAGGGCGCACACUCUCUCGCACCCGCACGCUCACCGAGACACACGCACGCACCCACCCGUAGCGCCGAGUUUUCAGUUCGAGGCGUCGGAAAUGCUGAAGCCCGGAGACCCCGGCGGCUCGGCCUUCCUCAAAGUGGACCCAGCCUACCUGCAGCACUGGCAGCAACUCUUCCCGCACGGCGGCGCCGGCCCGCUCAAGGGCAGCGGCGCCGCAGGUCCCCUGAGCGCGCCGCAGCCUCUUCAGCCGCCGCCGCCUCCCCCGCCGCCCCCAGAGCGCGCCGAGCCUCUGCCGGACAGCCUGCGCCCGCGGCCCGCCUCUCUGUCCUCCGCCUCGUCCACCCCGGCUUCCUCCUCCACCUCCGCCUCCUCCGUCUCCUCCUGCGCUGCUGCCGCCGCUGCCGCCGCGCUGGCCGGUCUCUCGGCCCUGCCGGUGUCGCAGCUGCCGGUGUUCGCGCCGCUAGCCGCCGCCGCCGUCGCCGCCGAGCCGCUGCCCCCGAAGGAACUGUGCCUCGGCGCCGCCUCCGGCCCGGGGCCCGCCAAGUGCGGCGGCGGCGGCGGGGAUGGCCGAGGCGCCCAGCGCUUCCGCUGCACCGCAGAGGAGCUGGACUAUUACCUGUAUGGCCAGCAGCGCAUGGAGAUCAUCCCACUCAACCAGCACACCAGCGACCCCAACAACCGUUGCGACAUGUGCGCUGACAACCGCAACGGCGAGUGCCCGAUGCACGGGCCACUGCACUCGCUGCGCCGGCUCGUGGGCACCAGCAGUGCUGCGGCCGCCGCGCCCCCGCCGGAGCUGCCGGAGUGGCUGCGGGACCUGCCUCGCGAGGUGUGCCUCUGCACCAGCACCGUGCCUGGCCUGGCCUACGGCAUCUGCGCGGCGCAGAGGAUCCAACAGGGCACCUGGAUUGGACCCUUCCAAGGCGUGCUUCUGCCGCCAGAGAAGGUGCAGGCGGGCGCCGUGAGGAACACGCAGCAUCUCUGGGAGAUAUAUGACCAGGAUGGGACACUACAGCACUUUAUUGAUGGUGGGGAACCUAGUAAGUCGAGCUGGAUGAGGUAUAUCCGAUGUGCAAGGCACUGCGGAGAACAGAAUCUAACAGUAGUUCAGUACAGGUCGAAUAUAUUCUACCGAGCCUGUAUAGAUAUCCCCAGGGGCACCGAGCUUCUGGUGUGGUACAAUGACAGCUAUACGUCUUUCUUUGGGAUCCCCUUACAAUGCAUUGCCCAGGAUGAAAACUUAAAUGUCCCUUCAACGGUAAUGGAAGCCAUGUGCAGACAAGACGCCCUGCAGCCCUUCAACAAGAGCAGCAAACUCGCCCCUGCCACCCAGCAGCGCUCCGUUGUUUUCCCCCAGACUCCGUGCAGCAGGAACUUCUCUCUCCUGGAUAAGUCUGGGCCCAUUGAAUCAGGAUUUAAUCAGAUCAACGUGAAAAACCAGCGAGUCCUUGCAAGUCCGACUUCCACAAGCCAGCUCCACUCGGAGUUCAGUGACUGGCAUCUUUGGAAAUGUGGGCAGUGCUUUAAGACUUUCACCCAGCGGAUCCUCUUACAGAUGCACGUGUGCACGCAGAACCCUGACAGACCCUACCAAUGCGGCCACUGCUCCCAGUCCUUUUCCCAACCUUCAGAGCUGAGGAACCACGUGGUCACUCACUCUAGUGACCGGCCUUUCAAGUGCGGCUACUGUGGUCGUGCCUUUGCCGGGGCCACCACCCUCAACAACCACAUCCGAACCCACACUGGAGAAAAGCCCUUCAAGUGCGAGAGGUGUGAGAGGAGCUUCACGCAGGCCACCCAGCUGAGCCGACACCAGCGGAUGCCCAAUGAGUGCAAGCCAAUAACCGAGAGCCCAGAAUCAAUCGAAGUGGAUUAACUGAUUGACUGGUUGGAAUUAAACUGCAAGGAAAGUCAUGAUUAAAUGUCAUGGACACUUAAGCAAAACCAAAGAUUUCCUCUGAGCAACUUUCAAUCAGUCCCAGAAAACCAAAAGCAGUAAUAAAAUAAGUAAGAUGUUAAGAGAUAUUGAUUCUGGCAUGGAAGUUAGACCAGGAAAGAGAUUAUUUAUUUAUGACUAGAGAUGAGACGUAUUUUGGUGGACAACUAACCUGGGAUGGCUAACAUUUCCAGUCCCACCAUGUAUUUUGCUUUGUUUCUAAAAAGCUUUUUAAAAACUGUUAUUUAAUACCAAAGGGAGGAAUCAUAUGGGUUCUUCUGCCCACCAUUGUGACUAAGAAUGCACAGGGACUUGGUUCUCGUUGCACCUUUUUUUUAGUAGCAUGUUUCAUGGGGACCCGUUGUACAGCCUUUCCUUCUGCUGUGUUGGUUUGACCUGGCCUGACACUGGCUGCCCCAGCGGGGACCACGGAAGCAGAGCAAGAGCCUUCGCGGAGUCAGUGCCACCUUCAGCCCCAGACGCAUCCCAUUUCCGUGUCUUCCACGCUCACUUCUCAUGCACUUUUUACACGGUUUCUUCCAAACAACCCGGGCUUGAUGCAGGAGAGUCUGGAAAAGGAAGUACAUGGUUUCAGUUUCAAAAUUCAAAGGAAAAAGUUGAGGACUUAUUUUGUCCUAUCAAGAUUGCAAGAACAUGUAAGAUGUACGGAGCUUCAUAAUACAUUAUAUUGUUCUGAAGCAGCUCGCUGAGAAAAGUUUGUUUUCAACAUUUUAGCUUAAAAAAAAAAGAAAACAAAAAUAAAGUUAUUUGAUUUAAGGCUGGA
This is a messenger RNA of Saimiri boliviensis boliviensis (Bolivian squirrel monkey), 2991 nucleotides long. RefSeq names its product PR/SET domain 6 (gene PRDM6). Gene Ontology annotation, biological process: regulation of gene expression. Lineage: Eukaryota; Metazoa; Chordata; Mammalia; Primates; Cebidae. The record is from RefSeq and is a predicted model, not a curated record. Gene Ontology annotation, cellular component: nucleus. Gene Ontology annotation, molecular function: histone methyltransferase activity; protein binding.